UUGGGACUUUUCUAUAGCGGGAGGAAGCUUUGGGGAGAGAGAGGGGGGGUCGUUUGGUUAGACUGCGUCGAACGAUUUUUUGCUAACGUGUGCCUUUUUUUGCUCUUGGAUAAUAGGCGAACGGAAGGAUUUCGAGGUCUAUAGUUGUGAUGUGUCUCCGGAUGGUAGUCGAUUGGUUACGGCAGCUGGAGGUGAGAUGAUAUGAUUCUAUGCGGACGCCCUUUUUUUUUCGUGAUUUUGUCUCGUGCGCGAGGGGAUCCCGUUUCGCGAUAUGGGAAUUUGUUCUCCGCGCGCCCUUCGUGUACAUGGAUGAGAUCAAUGUUCUGACGAGUUGCUUUCUGGUAUAGAUGGAUACGUUCGGAUAUGGUCUACGGAGGCCAUUUACAACGCUGCCGACCCUGCCUACGCCAGCAAGCCAAAGCAGCUGGCUUCCAUGAGCAACCAUUCGGGGACAAUCCACACGGUUCGGUUUUCGCCAAAUGGGAGGUACCUUGCGUCGGGAGCGGAUGAUAAGAUUGUUUGCGUAUAUACAUUGGAUUCAAACCCGCCCUCGCAUGCGUCGACGUUUGGGACGAAUGAAGCGCCUCCGGUUGAGAAUUGGCGUACGAUACGAAGGUUAAUAGGGCACGACAAUGAUGUGCAAGAUCUCGGCUGGUCGUACGAUUCCUCGAUCCUCGUCUCCGUCGGUCUAGAUUCCAAAGUCGUUGUCUGGUCUGGGCAUACAUUUGAGAAGUUGAAGACUCUGUCGAAUCACCAGAGUCAUGUUAAGGGAAUCACAUUUGAUCCGGCAAACAAGUAUUUUGCUACCGCAAGUGAUGAUCGGACCGUGCGAAUCUUUCGAUUUACUUCUCCCGCCCCCAACUCUACCGCCCAUGAUCAGAUGAACAACUUCGUUCUCGAACACACAAUAAUCGCCCCAUUUGCUAAUUCGCCAUUGACUGCGUACUUCCGUCGAUGCUCGUGGUCGCCGGAUGGCAUGCACAUAGCUGCUGCCAACGCGGUCAACGGACCUGUUAGCUCAGUCGCCAUUAUCAACCGUGGUUCUUGGGAUGGGGACAUCCAUCUGAUCGGGCAUGAAGCGCCGGUGGAGGUUUGCGCCUUUUCUCCGAGACUGUAUUCCAGCCAACCGAUCGAUAAGCCGACGGUCGACAGUCAAGGUCAUGCCAUGCACAAUCUGGUCACUGUUAUCGCAUGCGCUGGAGGAGAUAAGUCAUUGAGUGUUUGGAUCACCAGCAACCCUCGACCCAUUGUCAUCACACAAGAUAUUGCAUCAAAGUCGAUCUGUGACCUUGCCUGGUCUCCUGACGGCAAAUGUCUUUUUGCUUGUGCUCUUGACGGAACAAUUGUCGCCGUCAGAUUUGAGGAUGCGGAGCUAGGAUUUCCAAUGGCUAUGGAGGAAAAUGAGAAAUCGCUUACCAAGUUUGGAACAAACAGAAGGGGAGCGGGCAUUCCCGAGACGACUGAUGGCUUGCUGCUCGAGGAAAAGAGCAAGGCCGGCGAGAUCAAGGAUGUCGAGGGCAGGAUGGGUGCCUUGAUGGGAGAUCAUCAUCCUUCAAAUGAACCUACCAAUGGAACUCCAGCGCUACCUACGACCAACGGUACAACUCCUGCUGGCGGUCCGUCUCCGUCCGCAGAGCCAGCAAAGGCCCAGACCAAUGGCACAGCUGCACCGUCAGCUACUGAACCAGAGAAACCUGAUCCAUACCAGGCCAAGCUGGAGAGGUUGAAGCAGCGUCCUACAUACACGAAAGAAGGCAAAAAGCGUAUACAACCACUGCUAGUCUCAGGAGCCGGCGCGGCGCAGUCUUCUCUUCCCCAAGCCCGACUUAUGGCUGCUACUGUGAGCAACCAAGCCAAAGCCGAUGCACCGCAGUCCAUCGUCGAUCUCUCUAAGCCGUUCGAUGCACUGCCAAAAGGCGGUCUGGCGGCGCUGCUGUUUGGAAACAAGCGCAAAUUGGCACAGAUCGAAGGCGAUGAAGAGGGCCAGGUAGAAAAGCGCAUAGCAUUGGCAAGUCAGAACGGUGCGACGGCCAUCCUUUCGAACACGGUAGAUGGCCUUCUUCCGGCGCAAUCGCAACCCCCCGUGACAGGGCAACAGGCUACACCGGAAUUUAUACGCCCUGCAGUGACCAACCCUUGCAUGACUAUCAGUCAGCUUCGACUAGCUGUUCCAAAGGUGCGCAAUCAAAUCGUGCGUGCCUUGGAUGCCAAUGGCGAUCCUACGGAGCCGCCAAGCGCUUCAAAUGAUUCGAGCAAGUCUCGAGCGGACCUCGUUUUCGAGGCCCGGAACCCUCCGCCAGCAACGUUGACUGGCAGAGCGGCGGAUCGAGAACCAGUCCGCAUCACCUUGACUAAAGGUGACCAGCCCUUAUGGCAGGAUUUCCUGCCAAGAACCGUGCUUCUGGUGACUGGAAAUGAGGGCAUGUGGGCUGCUGCGUGCGAAGACGGUUCGAUAUAUAUCUGGACCCCUGCAGGUCGUCGACUUGUCAGUGCCUUGGUGCUUGAGGCUCAGCCGGUCAUCCUCGAGUCCCACGGUCCUUGGAUUCUCGCUAUAUCUGCGGUUGGCAUGUGCUAUGUCUGGAACGUAAAGACGCUUUCGUCACCGCAUCCCCCAGUAUCUCUCCAGCCUGUUCUGGACGCCGCUAUACAUACCAUGACUGCACAUCCGACGCCGGCACCCGCGAUCACCAACGCGCGGAUCAAUUCUGAAGGACGUAUCGUUGUUGCACUCUCGAAUGGCGAAGGCUAUACAUACUCUCAGGCAAUGUAUACAUGGCAGCGAAUCUCGGAAGCCUGGUGGGCCGUCGGAAGUCAAUACUGGAACACAACAGACGUCUCAGUCGGCAACAUCCGGACCUCCGGUGCUGAGCAGGACAGCGAAACGAAGAGAACCGUCUCUGCAGGCAUUAUUCCGUUCUUGGAGCGGAAUACGACGAGUGAAACACUGCUCCGUGGUCGGGCAUACUUCCUACAGCGUCUCAUCAAAGUUCUUCUCUCCCGGGAGGGUUACGAGAGUUUCGAGUCGAGUGUCUCCAUUGCUCACCUCGAGAAUCGUGUGGCAGCAGCGUUGUCUCUGGGAGCCAAGGAGGAAUUCCGCCUCUACCUCUCGAUGUAUGCCAAGCGCAUUGGGGCUGAAGGGCUUAAGCUGAAGGUCGAGGAGUUACUGAAGGCUCUGGUCGGCGGUAUCUUCGAAGAGGAAGACGAGACGGAUACUGUGCGGAAACUGCAGGCAAACGAAAAAGAGGGCAGGAACUGGCAGGAUGGCUCUGACACUCUCUGUGGCUGGCCACGAGACGUCUUAUUGAAGGAGGUGCUUCUAGCCAUAGGUAAGCAUCGGGAUCUUCAACGGGUUACGGUGCCCUAUGCAAAACUACUGGGGGUUCUGCACGAGGAGUCCGGUCAAGGAGAUGCUAUGGAGACCUAACAGGCGGUAUUGUGUGGUUCAUUUUUCUCUGGCGUUCAUAAAGGCAUUUACGGGAGAGCGAGGAAAUGGGGUCUCUUUCAGUACGGGACAGGGCCAAGUCCUAUUAUUCUGCUACAGUAGGUUUUGGAUGGUUUUUUCUGUUCUUCUUGUAGUUUGUAACAUACCAAUUGCUCCUCUACUUUCUUAUAUCGCGUGCGCAUGUGUUUAUGACUGGUGGCUACUUUUCUUCAUCUGUUCCUUGAGCCUUUUAGUUCUGCUGUUUAUCCAAGCUAUUCU
Molecule: messenger RNA, 3700 nt
Organism: Paecilomyces variotii
Lineage: Eukaryota; Fungi; Ascomycota; Eurotiomycetes; Eurotiales; Thermoascaceae
Product: putative histone transcription regulator Hir1
Exons: 3
Coding region: 434-3424 (996 amino acids)
Biological process (GO): DNA-templated transcription; regulation of DNA-templated transcription; chromatin remodeling
Cellular component (GO): nucleus; HIR complex
Molecular function (GO): nucleosome binding; protein binding
Source: RefSeq, a predicted model, not a curated record